AUGAAUUUCUAAACAUAGAAAUCCUAAAACAGGCAAAUUCCUUGAAAGAUCUCUUCUCAUCUGUCAAACCCCAUAACAAAAGAAAGCAAAAACGCAACAAAACAAAAAUAAGAAGAAAGGGAAGAAAAAAGGGGUUACAUAGGGUGGGCGUGGGCAGAGGAAUGAAGCUGUGGCGGAAGGCUGCCGGAGCUAUCAAAGACAAAAAUAGCAUAUGGCUGGCCAGCCUGUCCCGCCGCACCCCGUACCGGCACCCGGACCUGGAGGCCGCGAUCAUCCGAGCCACGAGCCACGACGCGUCCCGGAUCSACUACCGGAACGCCCGGCGCGUGUUCGAGUGGAUCCGGACCUCGCCCAUUUACCUGAAGCCGCUGGCUUGGGGGCUGUCCUCCCGCAUGGACAAGACCCGCUGCUGGGUGGUGGCGCUCAAGGGCCUCAUGCUUAUUCAUGGCGUCCUCUGCUGCCAGAUCCCGGCCGUCCAGCGGAUCGGACGCCUGCCUUUUGACCUCUCGGGGUUCAAAGACGCCUAUUCCAGCUCCGCUCAGGCUCGAGGCUACGACGCCUUUGUUCGGAGCUACUACGCGUAUUUGGACCAGAAGUCGGCCUUUCUUUCUCGCGAGGCCAAGAACCGCGGCCGCACCCCGCCCUUGUUGUUGGAGCAGCUCCUUAAGCUUCAGACCUCCCAGUCCAUGCUCGAUGUCUUGCUUCAAGUUCGUCCUUUGGAUCAAAACAUCAAGGCGGGUUUAGUUUUGGAGGCCAUGAGCAAUCUCGUCGUCGAAGUUUGCGACGUUUACAGCAGGAUCUGCAAUGGGAUCGCUCAAGUUCUGCUGCAGAUUAACUCGUCCUCACCGAAAACCGAAGCGUCCAUGGCGCUUCAAAUCGUUCAAAAAGCAGCAGCUCAAGUUCAAGAUUUGUCAGAAUAUUUUGCCCUAUGCAAAGCAAUGGGAGUCUUGAAGGCACCUGAGUGUCCAAAACUGGAGAAGAUCCGAGAGGCAGACAUUAAAGAGCUUGAGCAGAUCAUCAAUGGAAGUGUGAAUGGGAAGAGGAAAAGUUGUGAAGUUAAAGAGGAGAAGAUUGGGAAUAACAACAACAGUAAUGAUAUUAAUAUUGUGAUGAGAGAGAGAGAGAAUGGAGGAGAGAUUAGAAAUGGCUAUAAAAGGGUUUUGAAGACUGUGAUUACAGACAAAUGGGAGAUAUUUGAUGGAGAUUAUUCAUCAACUACUGCUACUACUUUUCAAGUCCCUUUUACAGCUUGUUCUAAUUCUAAGCCAAACUAUAAACUAGAUUUACCUGACUUGAUCACUUUCUAGGCCUCUUGAAAAUAUAUAUAUAUCAGAUGCCGUUAAGAUUGCUGACUGCUCUAUUGAUAUUGCCGCUACCGUCGACUUCUCUGUUUGCGGUGCUGUUCGAGUUCGGGUUCUUCUUCAUGUCGUUUGUGCCAGACUGUGGCUUGUUAUUCAGAUUUUUUUGGAUUCUUGUUGUCGUUGUGGAGUGUGCCGUUUGUUCCAUUGUCAGAUUCCAUUGUCGCUCGUAAGAUUCUUUUUUGGCUUCUUUAUUUCUUCUAGGUUUAAAAGGUGAGAUGUAGGAGACAUGAUCUGUUUGUCUGAUUCAGAUUUGGUUCUAGAGUUUCAGUUCGGUCCAGCUCACAUCUUGUUUAUGUAGUUUGGGUUCGGUUUGAUUCUGUUUAUUC
Momordica charantia (bitter melon) is the source of this 1687-nucleotide messenger RNA. RefSeq names its product putative clathrin assembly protein At1g25240. Gene Ontology annotation, molecular function: 1-phosphatidylinositol binding; phosphatidylinositol-4,5-bisphosphate binding; clathrin heavy chain binding. Lineage: Eukaryota; Viridiplantae; Streptophyta; Magnoliopsida; Cucurbitales; Cucurbitaceae. Gene Ontology annotation, cellular component: clathrin-coated vesicle; clathrin-coated pit. Gene Ontology annotation, biological process: clathrin coat assembly; clathrin-dependent endocytosis; vesicle budding from membrane. The record is from RefSeq and is a predicted model, not a curated record.